This is a messenger RNA of Chiloscyllium plagiosum (whitespotted bambooshark), 2673 nucleotides long. RefSeq names its product peroxisomal biogenesis factor 2 (gene pex2). The record is from RefSeq and is a predicted model, not a curated record. Gene Ontology annotation, biological process: protein import into peroxisome matrix. Gene Ontology annotation, molecular function: zinc ion binding. Gene Ontology annotation, cellular component: peroxisomal membrane. Lineage: Eukaryota; Metazoa; Chordata; Chondrichthyes; Orectolobiformes; Hemiscylliidae.
UCGGUGAUGUCAUAGGCCGCCGUCCUCGCGCCUCGCCGCCCGCCGUCGCGAGGAGGAGGCGGUUGCAGGGGUCAGGGGUCAUUCGCUGAGCUUCAGAGAAACACUUUUUCCCGUUUAUACAGACUCUUAAGACUCACAGUCACAGAGCUAAGAAAAACUGUACCGUGAUUGCCUUUAUAUCCGUCUGGAUCCGAUAGCGUACUGUCAACAUCCCGCAUUUCGGAAGGCCAGCUGCCCGUUUGGUGAGAGGCCCAGUUCUGAUGCCAUUGGUAGCAACAUGGGUUCAAAAGAAGACAGCUUAAAUUCCCCAACUCCAGUACUAAGAAUAAGUCAGCUGGAUGCUUUUGAGCUGGACAGAGCCUUAGAACAACUUGUGUGGUCCCAGUUUGUCCAGUGUUUUCAGUGUUUCAAACCUGGCUUGUUAACACAUUUUGAACCAGAACUAAAAGCCUUUCUGCAGUUUUUGUUGUGGAGAUUUACAGUGUAUUCCCAAAGUGCAACCGUUGGACAGAUACUUCUGAACAUCCGAUAUAAAAAUGACUUAUCUCAAGGACCAAAAUACCAACCAAUGAGUAAGCACCAGAAAUUAUGGUAUGCAAUAUGCACCAUUGGUGGGAAAUGGUUGCAAGAGAGAGCCCAUGAUUUAUUCAGUAAUCACUCUCCAGAGUCAACUAUGCAUAGGAUUAAAUAUAUCAUCACUUUAAUAGGUGGAUUUUUGAAGGUGGCUGGACUACUGAAUUUCCUCACUUUUCUUCAGAAGGGUAGGUUUGCCACGUUUCCAGAACGACUCUUGGGAAUCAGAGCAGUUUUCUCCAGAGCUCAGGGUUUUCGUCAAGUCGGUUUUGAAUACAUGAAUCGAGAACUAUUAUGGCAUGGCUUUGCUGAAUUCCUAAUGUUUCUUCUACCACUGAUCAAUACAAGAAAAAUGAAAGCUUUUGUCUCGUCUUGGUUCCUUCCAGUUGGUCAUUGUUAUAAUAAUGACGGCACGUUAGCUAUCCAUUGUAAAGAAUGUGCCCUUUGUGGUGAUUGGCCAACAAUGCCUCACACAAUUGGUUGUAAGCAUGUUUUUUGUUAUUACUGCAUUAAAAGUAAUUACUUAUCUGAUGCUUACUUCACUUGCCCAAAAUGUAACAGUGAAGUCCAAAAUCUCGUACCUUUGAUGCCCAAAAUACAUAAGUCAGCGUGAUAUAGAUACAAUGUGCCUCAACUCCAUUUCAAGAUAUGAAAGUAAAAUGUGGCCUGACAUAUCAAACCAACACUUCAAGGAUCACUGAAUUAUUGAACAUACCACCUUUCAGAUAAUGUGAGUUCUUAGUUACCCACUAAGAGUUACAUAGUAUAUUCAGAGUAGGUGGUGAGUACAACCAAUGACUUGGUUAGAGUUCUUUCCUCAACCAGUCCAACAUAAAAACAGAUUAGGUUACUAAUUUAAUUUGCUAUUUGUGGAAUCUUUGAGAUGUCCAAAGGACACAAAAGUGCAAUUAUUUUCUGAGUAACCUAUUCAAGUUGACCUUUUUUUUUAUACAUUUUUGGCGGUAGAAAUAUAUUUUACUUAAUUAACUGGAGAAAUUAUCAUAGUUGUUUUGCUCUCUGUGUUCACUUACUCGUGAUUACAAUAUGUGUGUUUAGAAAUCCAAUUUGCUGUAUAUACAAGUGAAUGAAUCAAAUUUUAUACAUUUCAUUGCCAAAGAAAUAUUAUGUUAAUAUUUAGUAAUGAAAAAAGUUUAGAUUUGUUUCCAUUAAUUAUGUAUCCUUUGUUCCUAAAUCUUGAUUUCAUCCGUAAUAAAUAGAAAUGCUUGGAAAAACUGGCCUUUGUAUGCUCUGUAAAUGACUGCUACCUCCAAUUUAUUUAUGUUGAAAUUCACUGUUCAUUAUCCCCAAGUCCUGCAACACACCAAUAUCCUAUUUGUUCUAGUCUUAAACAUUUGAGUUUGGAAGAAUAAUUUUGUGUAAUGCAGUGAUGGUAGAAAAGGAGUGAGACCAGUUCAGGGAGCUUUUAGUACGAUUAACCCAUCUGUUUCAAAUGGAACGGUACAGACCACAAAAGUUUACAGUACAGUACACCAUUCAGCCAUUGCAUCUACCCAGAGUCUGAAAGAGUUAACAAAUUUCCAAUAUCCAUGAAAAAUUAUUUAUUUUCCAAAUGGUAAUCCACUUCCCUUUCAAAUCUAUUAUGGAUUCUGCAUUUAUCAUGAUUUCUAAGGUAACCCGUUUCCUGGCAGCCCUUUGAAUUUAAGCAAAGCCUUCUAGCUUUCCCAUUAUUUUGGUGAUUUUUAGUCUCCUCGCCAAGCAUUCUAAUUUAUUAUAACUAAAGUUCAAAUCUGGUGUGUGUUUGUCUGUGUAUAUAACCUUCUAUACUUUCUCCAAUUCAAUGUUGUUUGUAAUUUAAGGCAAUCAUUAUUAGUCCUUUAGUAAGACCAGCCAUUUGUGUUGGUUUUACGUUUUGUGAAAAGGGGCAUAGAAUAUAAGAUCUCAGAUAAUGCUUUAUGUUAUUAGCUAUAUUAUCUACUGUACCCCACUUCUAAAGACUUUUUUGAAUUCUUAUGUCUGUGUGCUCUUAAAGUAUAUGUACACAGUGCUAAAGAUUAAUCUCCUUUUUACAUCCCAAAAUAAAAACUUCAUACAUUAAAUUUAAGUCCGUCUGCUAAUUUAUAUCCUCCUGAACUCACACUU